Messenger RNA from Vigna umbellata (rice bean), 1410 nucleotides. The record is from RefSeq and is a predicted model, not a curated record. NCBI's taxonomy places the organism in Eukaryota, Viridiplantae, Streptophyta, Magnoliopsida, Fabales, Fabaceae.
AUGGAUUUUCUGUCAUCCAUAUUUAUGGCCCAAUCUGCAUUUGAGAAGCCUAUUAAGUCUAAGUUAGUGGAUGGUUUAAUGUUGGGGGAACUCAUGAAUUGGUUGAGCUUGUUGACUGAGAAAGCUAUAUCAGGUGUUAUGUUCUUUAAGUAUUGCAAUGCUUCUAUAGCUUGUCUAAACAAGGUUGGGUCUUCUAACUUCUCCCCAGUUGUUAACGUGCAGGACCAGACUGUGUGGGUUGAGUCGGGGUCAACGAUUGGUGAACUUUAUUACGGGAUUGCUGAGAAGAGCAAGAUCCUUGGUUUCCCAGCUGGGGUGUGUCACAGUGUUGGUGUUGGAGGGCACUUCAGUGGAGGAGGGUAUGGGAACAUGAUGAGAAGGUUUGGUAUCUCUGUGGAUCAUAUUUUGGAUGCCCUAAUUGUGGAUGCUGAAGGGAGAGUCUUGGACAGGAAAGGAAUGGGGGAGGAUCUUUUCUGGGCCAUUAGAGGAGGUGGGGGAGCAAGCUUUGGGGUCAUUGUUUCAUGGAAAAUCAAGUUGGUUCCCGUGCCUGAGGUUGUAACGGUUUUCAGAAUUGAGAAAACAUUGGAACAAGGUGCCAGUGAUAUUGUUCAUCAGUGGCAGUAUGUUGCUAAUAAGAUACAUGAUGGUUUGUUUAUUAGAGUGGUUCUUAGUCCUGUGACAAGAAUGGGUAAGAAGACGAUAAGGGCCAAGUUCAACGCUUUGUUUCUCGGAAAUGCACAAGAGCUGGUUCAUGUGAUGAACGCGAGCUUCCCUCAACUGGGUUUAGUUGGUGAACAGUGCAUUCAACUGAGUUGGAUCAAUUCCGUGUUGUUCUGGGAUAAUUUUCCAGUGGGGACUUCCGCUAAAGCUUUGCUUGAAAGGCAUGGUACACCAGAGAAAUUCCUGAAGAAGAAAUCAGAUUACGUGCAGAAACCCAUUUCCAAAGCUGCUCUUGAAGGUAUAUGGAAGAAGAUGAUGGAAUUAGAAAAGCCUGUUCUCACACUCAACCCUUAUGGGGGGAAAAUGAGUGAGAUUUCUGAGAAGGAAACACCAUUUCCACACAGGGGUGGUAACAUAUAUAAAAUUCAGUACUCAGUGAUUUGGAAAGAGAAGAGUGAAGAUGUUGCUAAUCGAUCUUUACAUGCGAUUCGGAGCCUGUAUGAUUACAUGACCCCUUAUAUGUCAAGCUCACCUAGGAGUUCAUAUUUGAACUAUAGAGAUGUUGAUAUAGGUGUCAAUGGACCUGGAAAUGCUACUUAUGCUCAGGCUAGUGUUUGGGGUAAGAAGUAUUUCAAAACAAACUUUGAUAGGCUGGUGAAGAUAAAGAGCAAGGUAGAUCCAAGCAAUUUUUUCAGAUAUGAACAGAGCAUUCCAUCACUUGCAUCUGCUCAUAGUAUAGUGUCAGUAUAG